AAGGUGAUGCUGGAAGAGGCCGUAAGCCGACAAACGGAUCGUGUGUGGGCCAAGGGCACCCUGUCAGAAGCGGGCCUGACAGCUCUCAUGGAGGAGGAUUUCGUGGAUAAAAACAAGGAGAUGGACGAAGCCGCCAAGGCUGCCUUAGAGCGUUUGGACGGCAUCGUCGGAUUGAAGCCCGUGAAAGAGUUCGUCCGCUCCCUCUACGCGACCCUCCUCAUGGAGCAGCGGCGCCGGGAGAUGGGGAUGGAAGCUCCAGGCGGAAGUCCGACCUUGCACAUGGUGUUCCAAG
Messenger RNA from Symbiodinium sp. CCMP2456, 292 nucleotides. Lineage: Eukaryota; Dinophyceae; Suessiales; Symbiodiniaceae. The record is from the annotation of a GenBank genome assembly.